Sparassis crispa is the source of this 669-nucleotide messenger RNA. RefSeq lists its product as hypothetical. Bases 1 to 669 code for a protein of 222 amino acids. The transcript has a single exon. The record is from RefSeq and is a predicted model, not a curated record. NCBI's taxonomy places the organism in Eukaryota, Fungi, Basidiomycota, Agaricomycetes, Polyporales, Sparassidaceae.
AUGCCCGGAAUUCAGAUCAAUCCCGCUUCACUGGAAUGUCCCGACUACGCGUCGGACACCUAUGCAGCAACUCGCGCACCAUUGGUCAAUGACCACACCACUAAUGAGCAAGCUAUCCAGUUGCUCGUCAAUAUAUGGAAAGCGGGAAACGACGCUGAAAAAGUCUCAUGGCAGCACCAGAUGGAGGAACAUGAAGCCGAAGUUGCGGAACAGGUUAGGUUGGCCGCGGAGGCCGAUAAUGACGCGCAGGAGGCGCAGCUCGCUGAGCAGGCGAACGUGCGGAAAGAAGAGAUCAAAAAGAACCGAGCAAAGUUUGCACCUAUUCCGGACAGGGAUGUACCAACCAUUGCUCCGGUGAUAGCAGCUAACUACGCGAUCAAAAGAAUGGAGAGGGGUGACUUCGUUGAACUAUGGUACUACAUGAACGAGGGGCUUGAAGAGGCACUUCGUAUCACCAGCUCUGUUGACGAUGAAGCCACGGUAAUGACUCGAACAUCGGAUGGCUCCACCUCCUGGGUUCCCGCAGGAUCAGUAAGAGAAGCCCGAGGAGUAACCGAUGAUAAGGACAUCAGAUGGGAAGAUUUCUGUCAAGCUGUGCCACGCAUGGUCCUGGCGAUGGAACAAGCUCGGUGGCCAGAGGAGCGGAUCACUAUGCUCGCAAGAUUCUGA